Molecule: messenger RNA, 5400 nt
Organism: Lepisosteus oculatus (spotted gar)
Lineage: Eukaryota; Metazoa; Chordata; Actinopteri; Semionotiformes; Lepisosteidae
Gene: ahr1a
Product: aryl hydrocarbon receptor 1a
Biological process (GO): response to xenobiotic stimulus; xenobiotic metabolic process; regulation of DNA-templated transcription
Cellular component (GO): nucleus
Molecular function (GO): protein dimerization activity
Source: RefSeq, a predicted model, not a curated record
GGAGCAAGAACAGGAGAAGGGAGAAAGCUCAGGUGGUGCCCCUGUCUCGAGACACCUGGCCGCGGGAGAGCGCCCGGCAGCCGUCACGUGCGGGAGAGGGGAGCGCGCGUGGAGAGGAGAGAGCGGCUCGAGCUGGGGGGCGCGAGGAGCCCGGGCGCGUCAGUUGCGCGGUUACAGCCCGUCUCGGUUGCGUCAGGCGCUCCGGCGAGCACCAAGUUCACGGUCUUACUGCGGUGACCUUUUUCUCUUUUCCUUUUUCCGUCGCUGGAGGAGGAGGACGACGACGACAGGAGGGAGGUUUGACAGGUUUUCCCGCGACGGGACAUGGUUCUUAGCAGAAAAUCGCCCCUCUUGAUCGCCACCUCGAUCCUGUCGAGGACACCCUGCUUAUUUUUGUGAAAGGCGAAGUGCCGUCGUCGUCGUUGUUGGUUGUCAUUGAUUUUUUUUUUUGGAGGGGAGGAGGGAGGGAUUGUGGGAUCUAUAACCUUGAUACCAACGCCACCAGCAGCAGCGGCGACAGCGAUAAGGGCCGUGAAGCGAAAGGGAAUUUCGUGUCCUGCCGAGAGACCAGGAUGAGCAACAGUACGAGCAGCAUUUACGCGAGUCGGAAGAGGAGAAAGCCCGUGCAGAAGAGUACGAAGCCGGCCCCUCCCGAAGGAGCCAAGUCCAAUCCCUCCAAAAGGCACCGUGACCGCCUGAAUGCAGAGCUGGAGCGGUUAGCCAACCUGCUGCCCUUUCCCCAGGAUGUUAUCUCCAAACUGGACAAGCUCUCCGUGCUGAGGCUCAGUGUCAGCUACCUGAGGGCUAAGAGCUUCUUCAGUGCAGCUCUGAAGCCCAACGGUGGCAGGAAACCAGAUGGCAAUGGGCUCCAUGACCUGAAGCACUCCACGGACGAGCUCCUGGAGGGGGAGCUGCUCCUGCAGGUUCUGAAUGGCUUUGUUUUGGUGGUUACUGCUGAGGGUGCUGUCUUCUAUGCAUCAUCUACAAUACAGGACUACCUUGGAUUUAAUCAGUCAGAUGUUAUUCAUCAGAGUGUUUACGACCUCAUUCACACCGAAGACAGGGCAGAAUUUCAGCGGCAGCUUCACUGGGCUCUGAAUCCCCAGAUGCCUCCAGAUUCGAGACAAGCUGCAGACAACGAACCAGCUCUCCCUCUUACCUACUACAGUCCAGAGCAUCUGCCUCCAGAGAAUUCUACGUUCUUAGAACGAAACUUUGUCUGCAGACUACGAUGCCUUUUGGAUAACUCCUCAGGAUUUCUUGCAAUGAACUUUCAGGGUCGCCUGAAGUUUCUACAUGGACAGAACAGGAAGUCGAAGGACGGAUCAGCCAUCCCCCCUCAGCUGGCCCUGUUUGCCUUGGCUGCCCCUCUGCAGCCUCCUUCCAUUCUCGAGAUUCGCACCAAAAACUUCAUCUUCAGAACCAAGCACAAGCUGGACUUCACCCCCACAGCUUGCGAUGCCAAAGGGAAGAUUGUGCUGGGCUACACAGAAGCAGAGUUGUGCUAUCGUGGAACGGGGUAUCAGUUCAUUCAUGCUGCCGACAUGCUGUAUUGUGCAGAAAACCAUAUCCGGAUGAUCAAGACAGGAGAAAGUGGAAUGACAGUCUUCAGGCUCCUAACCAAAAAGAACAGAUGGACCUGGGUCCAGGCAAACGCACGUCUGGUGUACAAAAAUGGAAGACCAGAUUACAUAAUAGCAACACAACGCGCUCUCACUGAUGAAGAGGGUUUGGAAAACUUUAAGAAACGAAAUCUGAAGUUGCCUUUCAGCUUUGCUACUGGGGAGGCUGUGCUGUACGAGACAACCUUCUCAAUGUCUCUAAAUGACCCCACAUUAGGAAAAGCCAAAACCUCGCUCACGGUGGGAGGUUCGUUGAAAAUAACAGAACAGGAAUCCUUGGAUCCAAACUCCCUUUUAGGUGCCAUGCUGAAACAAGACGAGUCUGUUUACGUCUGCUCCCCGGCACAAAAUACACUCUCUUUGGAGUCGAGCAUAUUCGGUGACACCAGAGAAGAUCUGAAUGACAUCCUGUCCAGAAACUGGCAGGACAGCCUCUUGUCAGUCUCCAGAAACAAUCUGCAAACGCAGCAGCCAGAUGACAGCUCUUUGGACAGCAAAAGCAGCGAUCUGUUCAGUUUCAUGAAAAACCUGGAUAUUUGCAUGGAAGACCUUGAGAUCCUGCAGCAGGAUGAGGAGUUCCUGAAAGUUGAUUGGGACGAGCCUGGAGAUAUUACAAACGUUGCGGAUGAGAUCCUCUCCUAUGUGCAGGAAUCGCUCAAUAAAAAGUCUGAUUGCAUGUACUCCAGUUGUGCUCAGCAGAAGGUGCCGGUCCCGAACCCCAGCUGUAUGCUUCAGCAGCUCCCUCAGCCGCCGCUGCAGCUGCAGCUGCCACUGCAACAGCAGAGCCCCCAGUACCUGCAGCCGCAGCCGCAGCCACGGCAGUAUCCCCCACCGCCGCAGCUCCCUCAGCCUCAGCCUCAGCCUCAGCCGCAUCCCCUGCAGCAGCAGAACGCACAGUACCUGCAGCAGCAGCAGCUCUGCCAGAAACUGAGACACAUGCAAGUCAACGGCAUGCACGCGGCUUGGGCGCAGCCCGCCGGCGCCCCCUCCGCCAGCUGCCAGCAGCAGCCUGCCCCGCUCCAUCUGCAGCAGCACAAUCAUCAGUACAGCCCCUACGGGCUAGAAAGCACUGUUUCGGAUUACCCCUACAAAAGUGAGAUCAGCAUACUCCCCACUGCCUGUAAUCAGGACUUUAUGCCUUACAAGCCAGCAGUUCCUGCAGGUGGACAACCUCAGCCAGCGAACCUCGCAAAUGUGUCCUGUCCAGUAACUGAACUCAACACCCAGGAGCUAGAGGAUUUCCUGGAAAGUUUGGAGCCACUCCCAAAGGAUCAGGAGUGUAUAAUAAGUCCACAGACAUGUUAUACAGGUGCAAUGUCAAUGUACCAGUAUCUGCCAGAAAGUCAGUCCAACUGCACUAGUGACCCGAAUAUGGUGAAUCAAAUGUUGUUCAGCCCUCUGGGACAGCAGCCAUUCUUGGCAAAGUUUCAAAAUGAAAAUGAUGGCGGCAGCAGCAGCAGUGAUGCCUAUCCAGAAUCCUUUGGGAUGAUGGACUGCUCUCAACCAACACAGCCUCUCCACCAUCACUGAGACCUGACUGAGGGGGGUGGGGGGCGUGAUUCUUGUAACUCUGAGCCCAGUGCUUAUUCCUGUGCAUCUGUCUGGAGUGGUGCUGCCUUUGAAGGACAGUUUCAUUUUAGAGGAGUGUGAAGGGCUUCUGUGAGCCAUGAAAGACAAGAACAGGGGCUGUUUGCGUUGUGCAUAAUGCUGUUCCUUGUACAAGGUCAGUUUGCUUUCUUGCACAUUUUGUGAAAGUGUAGUAUUGACCUGUAAUGUAAAAAUAAGAAAUCUUCGUUUUGGCUUACUUUUUGGAAAAAAAAAAUGGAUUUGAAACAUAAUACGUGGUAAUAAAAUGCACUAGAUUAGCAGCCCCAAAUCUUUUAACUGCACUAUGUAAGAGUCCUUCAUUUGUAGAGCAGAAGCAGGCAUAGAAGACUGUUGCUGUCUGUGAUUUUAUUUGAAUAUUGUUUGUUGAUCAAAACUACAAGAAUAUAUAUUUUAUAUAUAAAGUGAAGUUUGAACUAACUUUUUUCUUUCAUUUACAAGACCCCUGACCAAUGAUAACUAAUGUUACAAUUCCAUUUUCAAAUGGAGACUUUGUACAGUGAUAUAAUUGCACCUGUCUGUAUUUAAUUACUGUGCUAACUACUAAAUUGUCUCUUGUAUUUACUUCAUUGUACAAUGUUAAGCAACAACCCUGUUUCAACAGUAUUUUAUAUCUACACUUUUUUUGAACUUCAGAAAAAAGCAAUAUUAAUAAUUUGUUUAUGGGCCCUAUCAGGAUCCAGGUUGUACGUUUUUGUUGAUUGUAAGCAUUUUGUUGUAUAAUUAAUUAAGGUGGUCAUUUAAAGAUCAAUCUGAAGUGAUGUUACUUGUUCUUUUACAUGCUUCAUCUUGUUAAGAAAUAGGCUUUGAUACCUUUAGCCAGUUCUAUGCAGCUCUUCAUCAAUGUGUUCAAAUUCAAGCCAGUUGCAAGUAGGAGUGUUUACAUGUGUAUGGUUCCGAACUGGAUCCUCCCUCCAAUGAGGUAAUAUUAAUCGAUGUAUCUUGUUGGGGUAUGAAAGUAUCUGUUUCAGAAAAUUUAAGACCAAGGUUGGCAUUGAGUCGAACACUUCUUUGUUAUUGCACUCUUAAGGGAUUGAAUAAUCAGAAACCCUUAGCACUUCAACUUUAUUAUAAACUUAGCUGGUCAUCACUCAUAGAGUGUGACAGGAGCCAUCUGCCUCGUGCAUUUCUAAACAAGAUCGCUCCUAUAAAAGAAAUAUUCAGACAUUUUAAAAUUAGAAUUGUGAUAUCCUGCAGAAAUUUAAAAAAAGCUGUUUUUAUAGUUUUGAUACAGAAAUAUGUUUUGUCUCCUACAAAAUGUAUUUAAAAAUGAACAUCAAAGAUUUUCUAUGUCGUAUUUUGUGUGUACAAUGUAAUUUAUGUGUAAUUAACGUUUUAUUGAAAAAUUGCUUUCUAAAAACAUUUAUUUGAUGCUUUUGUAAACUGCCAUUUGUAGCUUAAAGUGUUUGACAUUUUCAGAUUUGUUAAUUUAGUACAAGAAGUAGCAUUGGCAGAGAAUGCUGUUCAGACAGGCCUGCUUUUCUGUUGUGCUUUAACAGUGUGUUGACAAUCAUUCGACAGUACUACAGGGUGGGGGAGGGUUAGAGCAAUCUCUGAUGGACAGUUGAAAGGUGAAGUUAUUUCCCCGUCUAUGCAGCAAUGGUUACGUUCUUUGUGACUUUGUGACUUCAUAGCAGAAAAACAAGCCACUACUGUAACUGUUCGGGUUUUUAGGGAUUCACAGAUUCUCCUAAUGCCCCAUUUCCACCACCUACAUUAGCUAUGGCUGCACUGGGCUGAGGACUUUGUGUUUCAGUGCAGCUACCCUUGGCCUUGACACUAGGCGGACCUGGACAUACUGUGCCUGAUGUGACCGCAGUGGUCUGCACAGGCCUGGCUACGUGGAAACCUUUUAUCCCUUGUAAUAGUAUGCCAAAAGGACAUACAGUGCACAGAGCAGCAAGUUCAUCUUGGGGGGAAAAAAAAAGUAAUGAUCAGGAAAAAUACUAUUUUUUUACAGGAAUGUAUCUAGGCUGCCUAAAUAAAAUUAAAAAAAGGAAUUGGAAAUCCUGGGGGACAGUGAUUGAUUUGUCCUCUUUAUCAUUGUCAAUAGAAGUGCAGCUACUCAGGUCCAGCUCAGCUACAGCUAAACGUUUGGUCGUAGAGACAAGGGCAUGGUGUAGUCUGGUGUGAUUUCUGUGCAUUUUGUAACGAACCACAUUUUAGGAAACAG